Oryctolagus cuniculus (rabbit) is the source of this 589-nucleotide messenger RNA. NCBI's taxonomy places the organism in Eukaryota, Metazoa, Chordata, Mammalia, Lagomorpha, Leporidae. The record is from RefSeq and is a predicted model, not a curated record.
AUGAGCAGGGGCGGCACUCGGGAUGGGGACGCUCCAGCGCCUGGACAGGAGAGCUCAGGGUCAAGGGCUCAGGCACUGGCCUUGCCCCAGGGGCUGCUGCUGUGGCUGCUGCUGGGCACGGGCGGGGCGCAGGCACCCAGAGGGCCGCUCCGCCCACUGUGCCGGCCCGUCAACGCCACCCUGGCCGCCGAGAACGAGGCCUGCCCAGUCUGCAUCACCUUCACCACCAGCAUCUGUGCCGGCUACUGCCCCAGCAUGGUGCGGGUGCUGCCCGCCGCCCUGCCGCCCGUGCCCCAGCCCGUGUGCACCUACCGCGAGCUGCGCUUCGCCUCCAUCCGCCUCCCCGGCUGUCCACCUGGCGUGGACCCCGAGGUGUCCUUCCCCGUGGCCCUCAGCUGUCGCUGUGGGCCCUGCCGCCUCAGCAGCUCCGACUGCGGGGGUCCGCGGGCUCAGCCCCUGGCCUGCGACCUCCCCCACCUCCCAGGCCUCCUCUUCCUCUGAGGCCCCUCGGCCCCACCUCCCGCCCCACCCCCACUGGUGGAGCCAGCAGGUGCCCCGCUCCUCCCCUCCCAAUAAAACUUCUCCAUCU